Messenger RNA from Helicoverpa armigera (cotton bollworm), 2467 nucleotides. RefSeq lists its product as uncharacterized. Lineage: Eukaryota; Metazoa; Arthropoda; Insecta; Lepidoptera; Noctuidae. The record is from RefSeq and is a predicted model, not a curated record. Gene Ontology annotation, cellular component: mitochondrial outer membrane. The transcript is spliced from 10 exons. Gene Ontology annotation, biological process: mitophagy by internal vacuole formation; mitochondrial protein catabolic process. Bases 251 to 1849 code for a protein of 532 amino acids.
UCGCGAGGUAACUCCCGCGCACACCGCACGCGCGCUUCGGCUCACGUUACAAAUUUGAAUUAUUCAAAUGAAUAACAAACUUUUUUGACUGUCUUAUUUUUUUUUGUGCUCUGUGGACUAAAUUCGAGUGUAGUGAUUGGAUUCUAAUUUUGAAUAUAUUGGAUUUGUCUCGUUUACGUGUUAUCGAGGCGUCAUACCACAAAAUCAGAAGUACAAUGGGCUAGUGCUACCACGGGUACUCGAAGCCAAAAUGAACGAAAGUCGAGAGCGAAUCCGUCGGGAACGAGAGAGGGAGAAGAACACAUAUACCUCCCCUCGUCUCGCAUUACGUCGCGUGCUGCUAUUGGCUGAGGGACGACAGUUCCGGGAGGCGGCGGCCAUCUUGUCGAGGCUUGGGCCUGGAGUACUGCAGACGGUUGCUUCGGAACUGCCCAUUGAUCUGCUGGUGGAGGCUCUGCCACAUUCUGCUCAUCUUAUUGAGACUCUUUUGAACAGACUAAUCUCCCUGGAGGUGAACCCUAGGCCCGAUGUCCAGUGCGAGGCCAUAGCAUGGCGCCUGGUGGGUCUACUGGGAGCAGACCAGAGCUCAGGGUUGAGAGCCAGGACGGCGCGGCUGGCAUCCUCGCUGGUGCACUACACGCCAGAUUCAAGAGAUGCCAUCGAUGCCAGGAGACGACAGUUGGAUGCUGCUGUUCAGGGUAAGGGGGCACACGGUCUGACAGCGGACGCGACGGGCUCGCUGAUCUCGCUGCACGUGGCCAUGAAGAACGAGCUGCAGCGCCACGUGGAUGUCUACAAGCAGGCGCUGCACAAGCUGGAGGAACUGUCCCCAGUGACAGUAACCCAGGACCCUGCGGCCUCCUCCCACCAGCGUCUCCUGGCACUGUCCCACGCGGACGUGGAGAGGCGACUCAUAGACAACAAGUCACUCCUCACGAUAGUGGACAAGCCAGCGCUGAGGCAGCUGCCGACCCUGGUGGAUGCCCUGGCCGCUAGGGUCGAGAGCGACAAGGCUGUGCUCGCAUGCAUCGGACAGAUUAAGCGCAGUGAUCCGACGCUGGAUUUGAAUGAUACGAGGCCAGUAGCAGGGGUACUGAUGACGUACUCCCGCGGUUGCGCGGCCGUGUUGGGCCAGAUGUGCGAGGAGGAGCCGGCCAGCAGCGACGCCACCACACCACGCUCCACUGACUCCGCCAGCGACGGCUACCACUCCGACAGCGAUGACUCCAACCAGCAUCCUGACAGGAGUAAGCUGGUAUCGCAGUACGCAGCCGUGUGGUCGCGUGCAGCAGACGAGACGAUCCCCGCCCUGUCAGCGUUGGAGCAGUUGCGUCACACGCCACACCUCAAGUAUAAGAUCGUCUUCUCUGUCGUCGUUCUAUCGUUCCGCGCCGUCAUCAGCCUCCGCGACCGGCGCCUGAGCGAGAUGAAGACGUUGCUGGGUGUGGAGCCUGGCUCCAGCGACCCCAGCGUGGCUCGACUCAUGGCUGCUGCCACCAGGGUCCUGCAGUCUACAGCACAUAACUUCCCACUUGGAGACGCAGAGCGGACGGUCAUCAACCAGGUGGUGAGCACCCUACGAGAGUACCCGUGCCUGUCAAGCUGCAGUGCACUGCAUGCUCUAGCGGCUGCCGCCUGCCGCGCCGCCUGGCCACUCUGCCUGCACUCGCCCCCGCUGCGUAUCGACACUGACUUCACGCCAGUGGUAAUGAACCCGGAGAAGCACGUGCGCUUCACCCCCGAAGGUCGCGAGGGUCGUGACCGUCGCUCGGACCUCAUCAAGUCCUUCGUGUGGCCCGCACUCAUGGACGGCAACCGCUGCGUCUUCCGUGCCGUCGUCCUCACCUGAAGGACCUCCUACACCUCGUAACUCUUCAUUAUAGGAUGGCUGGCCAAGGUUUUACAUUGGAUCAGUCUCUCCAAGCUCAUUUACACAUGUAGAGAUAAUUUCAUUGUUAGAGCAAGUCUUAUUUGCAACAUGUUAUGCAUUUGUAUUGUCGUAAUGGCUGGUGUAGCUCUGAUGAUAUUGUAUUCUUAAUUUUGGUCCUUUUGAUCCUCUUUGUUAAAAUGAUUUAUGUGCCAAAGGACCAGUUGCAUCAGAUAUGCAUGGAUCCUGAAUCAUAAUAUUAUCAUUAUGUAGAUCAGGAGUAGGUACGUGUUAUUAUGUUUGACUUGUAUGUUAUGUAUGAUCCAUUUAACAAUCGACAUGUUACUUCAAUGAUGCACAUUCGUCAUCAAUAUUAGCAUGAAAAUGACGAAAUAUUCAGAUCCUUUUGCUAUCAAUAAUAAAGCCACAUGAUGCUACGUUCGUUCGUGCUCGUCACGGCAUGUUUGUGAAAACGUUUCUCUUCUUGUACAGUUGUUCUUCUAACUCCUCUAAGGUCGUUAAUAUAGUGUUAGAACUAGAUGUAAUAAAUUAUUAUUGUUUACUAUUAACAUUGACGAAUAAAUAAUAAUUUAAGCGAAA